AUGACGGCUCACGUUACUGUGCCUCAGACGAUGAAAGCAUUAAGACUUGUUGAGUUUCAUAAAAACUACACCCUUCUCCAUGAUGUUCCAGUUCCCAAGCCAAAGCCCAAUGAAGUUCUCAUCCGUGUAGCAACCGCUGGUUUCUGUCACACCGAUCUCAUGGUAUAUCAUGGCAUAACCCAGGUAUCGUUACCUUUCAUUGGCUCUCAUGAACCAGCCGGAACAAUAGUCGCUCUUGGCUCUGAUGUACCUGGGAUAUGGCAUAUAGGGGAUCGUGUGGGAGUUACAAACUUUAUGGAUCCUUGUCAGGGCUGUAACGGAUGCAAAUGGGCUAUGCAGAGUCUUGGAUCGCUCGAUCCACGUUUCUGUGAUAAUAGGACUAUGUGUGGCAUCAUUCGUCGUGAUGGAGCCUUUGCCGAAUACAUGGUUUCCUGGCAUGGUGCUGUGGUGUCCUUGCCUGACAGCAUAGGUUUUGAGCAGGCGGCCCCUUUGAUGUGUGCCGGGGUGUGUUUCCCAGAGUUGAAAGUGUUCUAUUGCCCGUGCUCUGCUAACAACCAAUCUCAGGCAACUGUGUGGCACGCCAUUAACCAGGCCGAUACAACAAAGGGCGAGACCAUUGGCAUCAUCGGUAUAGGUGGCCUUGGGAUCUUGGGCAUUCAAUUUGCAAAGGCUCGAGGCUAUAGGGUGAUAGCUAUUGACAGCCAUGAGGUUGGUCUGAAGCUCGCUUCUGGAGUUCCCUCUCACCUCCAGCCGGAUCUCGUACUCAAGCUUGAUGACCCAGAAACUAUUCGGAAGAUCUCCGACUUUACCGACGGAAUUGGUCUCAAAGCUACCAUUGUGUGCACUAGCGAUGAUGCUGCCAGUGACUGGGCCGCUCAGCGUUUGCAACCAAGAGGAAUAUUAGUCGCUGCUGGCUUUCCUGAGCAUGGUCUCAAAUUCGACCCCAUGAAUCUCAUCUUGAGAGAGAUUUUCGUCAAGGGAACAGUCCAUGGUAGCAUGGGUGAGACUAGAGAGAUGAUGGAAUUUGUAGUUCAGCAUGGAAUACGCAGUCAUUUGACUUUGCUCACGAUGGAGGAGGCAGAAGAUAUCGCGGCCAAGUCAGAAGCUCACGCUUUCAUUGGUCGCCCUGUUAAUAUCUGCCUCCCUACGCAUAGCAUAAGACAACCGUACAGUUCCGAGCCUAUGGAAUACCCAGUUUGGUAUCUCCACAGCGAUCUUCUUAAAUCACUGGCCGGGCGGUGCAUUUAA
This is a messenger RNA of Fusarium mangiferae, 1248 nucleotides long. RefSeq lists its product as uncharacterized. NCBI's taxonomy places the organism in Eukaryota, Fungi, Ascomycota, Sordariomycetes, Hypocreales, Nectriaceae. The record is from RefSeq and is a predicted model, not a curated record. The transcript has 3 exons. The coding region runs from base 1 to 1248 and encodes 415 amino acids.